Molecule: messenger RNA, 4822 nt
Organism: Carica papaya (papaya)
Lineage: Eukaryota; Viridiplantae; Streptophyta; Magnoliopsida; Brassicales; Caricaceae
Product: kinase family with ARM repeat domain-containing protein
Biological process (GO): phragmoplast assembly; cytokinesis by cell plate formation; protein phosphorylation
Molecular function (GO): protein kinase activity; microtubule binding; ATP binding
Source: RefSeq, a predicted model, not a curated record
UGAAACGGCCUCUCCAAUCUCCGUCCUCUCAUCUCCUAAUAUUCUCCAAUUAUCGCCUUAAUCAAUCAAUUGUUUUUCUUCUUUCUCCUACAAUGAGCAGAUCGCGACAGCCUUUCGCCUGUUCCGAAUCUUCAUCUUCGUGAGUUAUUCGAUGCUUAAAACAAUCCAGAGGAAGAACCUAUACUCUUCCCCCAACGCCAAUUAUCGACCACCUGUGCUCUUCAACCGCCAUCUACUUUUGCAGCUCAACAACCAUUGACGACGAUGCUAUGUUUUGCUUCACUAAUUUCAGGUUUCGAUUAAGUUGAUUUUCAAUGUGCAUUUCAGAUUCCCGCUUAUUCUGGUUUGCCGUAUCUCUUCAUUUGACCAAUCAGUCAAGCCGUCUUUCACUCCAAUCAUAUCCGAAGCCAAUCCAAAUAUAUCUGUUCUUGAACUACCCUGAUUGAUCUGCUCGCGUACCCAACUCUGUAUCUCCAUCUAUUUCGACUGCGAGAGAGGCCUUCCGAACCCUAGGCAGCUCGUGCAGAGCCAUGAACCACUUUCACAUCUACGAAGCUAUUGGUCGCGGCAAAUACUCCACCGUGUACAAAGGGAGAAAGAGGAAAACCAUAGAGUAUUUCGCAAUUAAGAGCGCGGACAAAUCGCAGAAGAGCAAGGUUCUUCAAGAAGUGAGGAUUCUUCACUCUCUAGAUCAUCCAAAUGUACUAAAAUUUUAUUCAUGGUAUGAAACCUCUGCGCAUUUGUGGUUAGUUUUGGAAUACUGUGUUGGUGGAGAUCUCAUGACCUUAUUACGGCAGGAUGGUAAACUGCCUGAAGAGUCAAUUCAUGAUCUUGCCCACGACCUUCUUAGAGCUUUACAAUAUGUGCAUUCAAAGGGAAUAAUAUAUUGUGACUUGAAGCCAUCGAACAUCCUGUUAGAUGAGAAUGGACAUAUAAAGCUAUGUGAUUUUGGAUUGGCAAGAAAAUUGGAUGAUAUAUCAAAAGCUCCUACUUCCACGUUGCCGCAAGCAAAACGUGGAUCACCAUCCUAUAUGGCUCCUGAGUUGUUUGAGGAUGGAGGAGUCCAUUCUUUUGCAUCUGAUUUUUGGGCACUUGGUUGUGUACUAUAUGAAUGUUACAUCGGGAGGCCUCCCUUCGUAGGUAGAGAGUUUACUCAGCUGGUAAAAUCCAUCCUUUCAGAUCCAACUCCUUCCCUUCCAGGAAAUCCAAGUCGUUGUUUUAUCAAUCUUAUCAAUUCUCUUCUAGUGAAAGAUCCAGCUCAAAGAAUACAGUGGCAUGAUCUUUGUAGUCAUGCAUUCUGGAGAACCAAAUUGACUCCGGUUCCAUUGCCAUCUCAGCCUGCUUUUGACAGCAUGAUAAGUUUACAUACUAAUCCAUGCCUAUUGGAACAUAAUGGUAGCAGACCAAACAAGACCCCUCCUAAGUAUCGUGAGAAAGAUGCAAAAAGAGUUCAUAAGCAGGAAGAGAACUCUAAUUUAGGAUUAAAAGUUCAUGAGACACCAGUCAAGGGUACACCAGCUGGCCAUAAAACACAAACAAAGAAUUCUGGCAGGAUUGAGGAGAAGCAGAGAGAUCCUUCAACUGCUACUAAACGUGUAAAUCUUUUAAGGUUGUCAAGAAUAGCAAAAACAAACUUACAAAGGGAAAAUGAGAAGGAAAACUACCGGAGGCCUUUACCCAAUAACUCCGAGAAUGCUGCUGAAGUUCAAAUUGAAAACACUGAUAUGGAGCUUGAUUUUAACGAAGACAUUGAAGAUGAGACACCCGAUGAAUCAGAUGGGCUUGAUAACAUCCCUGAAGAAAAAUUAUCUAGUCAGGUAAAAGCGGAAGUGACAGAUAAUAACAUGCGAGUAGAUAACACACCUGCAAGUAAUAUGCCUGCCAUAGAUGAGUCAAGAACACAUGAUGAGGAAUCAUCUUCUGAACAUGUUGAAGUGCCUGCUACCCCACCAAGUGUUAGUCCUCAACUCAAAGUUCAUAGAGUUAAAGAAGGCGCAGGGUCUGCUUUUGAUUCUGAUUCUUCAAAAUCAUCUAAUAACCUUUCGGAGGUCCUUUGGCAUCUAUCUGAUCUUGCAGUAAGACCUGUAAUGCCCAGCAGGAAAGCUAAUAAAACAUCAGAUAUCAUUCCUUCACUUCCAUUUGAGGCACUGCAAGCAUCAGACUUUGUGAAGAUGUCAAAGGAGCAACUGGAUGUACUUAACAAUAAGAUUAUAACGAUUUUUAAUGGGAGCAGUUCAAGCAUUUCAGAGAAGCAAAAUAUAAUUAGAUAUCUUGAGAUGUUGAGUAGUAAUGCUGAUGCAGCCAAUAUCUUGACCAAUGGGCCUAUAAUGCUUGUACUUGUUAAAAUGCUCCGCUUAUCUAAGACUUCAACUUUGCGUGUUCAGCUAGCUUCUCUGAUUGGGUUGUUAAUCAGACAUUCUACGUUCAUUGAAGAUGACUUGGCAAAUUCUGGCAUUUUAGGUUCACUUACUGAUGGUCUUAGAGAUAAGCAAGAAAAGGUAAGGAGGUUUUCUAUGGCAGCUUUGGGUGAGUUACUAUUCUAUAUUUCUACUCAGAAUGAUCAAAACAGAGAUCUUAAACCAUCAGAAUCUCCAUCCAAGGACAGCAGGUCUACAUCUGGUUGGCAGGUUUCAAAUUCUUUAAUUUCUCUGAUAUCAUCAGUUUUACGAAAAGGAGAAGAUGAUAUGACUCAACUAUAUGCAUUGAGGACUAUCGAAAAUGUUUGUAGUCAAGGGGGACACUGGGCAGCUCGUUUCACUAGCCAAGAUGUGAUAAAUAACCUGUGUUACAUAUACAGAGCAACUGGAAAACAGGAGAGCAUGAGGCUAACUUCUGGGUCAUGUUUGGUUCGGCUUGUUCGUUUCAAUCCUUCUAGCAUUCCUUCAGUUAUAGAGAAACUUUCAUCCAAGGAGAUAGCAUCUGCCCUUGUCAAGUGCAGUCCUCGAGAGCAGCAAGUCUGCUUGAACCUCCUAAACAUGGCCAUAUUAGGAAACCAUUCAAAUGUUGGAAGGUACCUUGCACCUUUGGCAGAGGACCGAAAUCUGGUACCUGGUCUUGUGUCUCUUAUUGAGCAAGGAAGUGAGAUUUUGAGAGGAAAGACACUUCUUUUUGUAGCCCUCCUUUGUAAAAAUGGUAGGAGGUGGUUGUCACACUUCUUUUGCAAUGCAAGAUUACUUUCUACAGUGGACAGAUUGUCAAAAGAGAAAGACAGAUACUUGCAGCAGUGUUUAGAUGCAUUUGUGCAUGUUGUUGCAUCUACAGUGCCAGUUUUUCUUGAUGCUAUAACUGGGGAUAUUCAACAGAUGAUUGGAGGAAGGCGUCAAGGGCAGAUAUCUGCAGUUAAUACUCGAGCUACUUUGAAGGCUAACAUUCAUUUGUUUCCUGUUGUUCUCCAUCUACUUGGGAGCUCAUCCUUCAAGAACAGAGUGGUGACUCACCAGGUCCUGCAGCAGUUAGCAAAUCUCAUGAAAGUUGUUGAGGCUCCAUUCCAGGGCAGGGAUGACUUCCAGAUAACCCUUCUUCGAGUGCUAGAGUGUGUCGCAGAGGAAACUCAUGUAGUUCUCCAAAAGCCUGAUAUUUUUAUUCGUGAAAUUCUCCCUAGUCUUGCUGUUCUGUAUAAGGGGAAUAAGGAUGGCGACGCCAGAUUUUUGUGUCUUAAAAUUUUAUUUGAUGUGAUGAUCAUUUUCUUAAACGAACCUUUCGAAAAUGAGGAAAGAUCAGAAGAUUUGAAAUCCAUAUCGAACUCUCAUUUCCUUCCUCUCUACCCCAACUUAAUUGAAGACGAAGAUCCCAUCCCCAUCUAUGCGCAGAAGCUUCUUGUGAUGCUCAUUGAGUUUAAGUACAUCAACAUUCCUGACAUUCUUCAACUGAAAACCGUCUCACAAUGCUUUGAGUUUCUGCUUGGUGAUUUGUCAACCGCAAAUGUAAGCGAUGUUAAGCUGUGUCUGGCUCUGGCGUCUGCUCCCGAGAUGGAAUCAAAACUACUUUCUCAACUGAAAGUGGUUAGGAAGAUUGGGAAUCUUCUAGAGUUUGUAUAUGCAAAGGAUAUGGAAGAUUUUCUGGAACCUACUCUUGGUCUCUGUAGGGCUUUUCUUCUACGUUCCAUUGGCAGUAGAAAGGGGUUCAACUACAUUAAAGAACCAGUGCUCCUAUGUGAUGGUUCUUCCGAGGCAAGUAAUGCAGUUGACCAGCAGCAAGGCAUAAGAGACAUAAUGGACUUUGCUAGUAAUGUUGGGGUCUUACUAGAGUUAAGUGGGUCUCAAGAAGCAAAUAUUGCAGAAAUGGCUUCCGAAUGCCUGGUAAUGUUGCUGAAGGCAGCUCCAAGGGAGGCCGCAACUGGGUUUCUAACCAAUCUUCCAAAGGUUAGGGCUAUCCUAGAAUCGUGGAACAAGGGAGUUUCAAACUCACUUUUGCAGCGGCUGCUGGAUUCUAUUGGGUACUCCUGUAGACAGUAUUUGUCACACGCAAUUAUUUUAUCGAUAUCUGUACCGGACAUUUCAAGGAUUGAAGCCAUAAUUGCUGAGAUGAAAAAUUCUAACCUACCUGGUUUAUCGGAUAUUGCCCAGCUCGUGUCCUCAUAUUUGCAGCGGCUGCCUCGUUGUUUUUGAAGCCUCUAAGUUAAUAUGAAAUUCAGUUGAAUUUUCAAAGCUCAUGAAAGAAAUAUCUCUUGGAUCCCAAAUAGAUGGUCAAUCCCGAACUUUAAGGUGAGUAAAAUCUUUUAUACACAAUGCUAAUUGCUCAUGUUCUCAUGGCAUCUGGUUGUAUAAUCUAUGUAUUCUUCCAUUCAUGAUUCCGAUGUUAAAUAUCAACUUAUGUUUCAUUA